AUGGACUCGGUCAAGGCUUUUGUCGCCAAUCUGACGCCCGAGGCCGUGUCAUCCCAGGCCAACAUCCUCGCUGGGUCGAGCGUCCUCGGCCUGCUCGCUCAUCUCUACUGGCAGCGGUUCGAGCCCGACCCCAUCAGCUAUGGCCAGUUCGCCCUCGUCCUCGGUGGAGGUCUAGUCUACUUCUUCCAUGCCACUCUCAGAUCCCUCACCCUUGCAGCGCUAUACACCGCAGAGGUGUUCACGAUAUUCAACACCAUCGUACUCCUGUCCAUGGUCAUCUACCGCCUCUCACCCUGGCAUCCGCUCGCCAAGUAUCCCGGUCCGACAUUGGCCAAAGUCUCCAAACUCUACUGGUGGUACCAGGCCAAGAUCGGCCAGACAGGCUACACCCAGGCAGCGUUGCACAAAGAGUACGGAGACUUUGUGCGCAUCGGUCCCAACUGGGUUUCCGUGCGCUCUGCCGAUGCCAUUCCAAUCAUAUACGGUGGGUCCAAAACUGGGGCUGCCCACGGCCGUGCGCCUUGGAUGAAGAAUGACUGGUACGAGGGUGCUAUUCGCGGCGCGACACGCAUCAGCGUUCACCAGGAAGUCAACUUGGAUAAGCACCACAUUCGCCGCAAGUUGUGGGACAAUGGAUUCACAGGCAAGGCGCUGGCCGACUACAAACCCGAGAUUCUCGAGUUCUGCGAUAAACUCAUACGCAAUGUCAAUGUGGCGACGGCGCGCGCGGACGCAACGGGCCAAACUCAAACGAUCGACAUGGGCCUUCAGUCCAGCUACUUUAGCUUUGACGUCAUGGGCGUACUCGGCUUUGGCGAACCGUUUGGCAUGUUGGACGCCGGCGUCAAGCACUUUUACGUCGAGACGCUCGAGAACGCCAUGCAAACUCUCAUCCCGUUCCAUGAGAUUAGCUGGAUCCGCAUCCUGCUGCGCAAGUUGCUGCCCCUCCCGGAGCGCCUCAAGAUUUUUGAGACUCAAAACAUGGAGCGCUUCGAGCGGCGCGCUAAACAGGGCUCGGCUCGCCGCGACCUCUUCACCUACCUUCUUGGCGAGGAGAAGGAGGACACUGGACAGCUGUUCAAGCUCACACGCUUGGAGUUGAUUGCCGACGCAGGGACCAUUGUCGUUGCCGGCUCGGACACGACUUCCUCCCUCCUCACUUGGUUCUGGUACUACAGCACAAAGUAUCCCCAGACUUACAAGGCGUUGCGUUCCGAGCUCUCAACCCUUUCAUCCGACCAGCUCACCGACACGACGACUCUAUCCAAACUCCCAUACCUCAACGCCGCCCUCAACGAGACCAUGCGCAUGCAGCCGGCCGUUCCCGGCGGUCUCCGCCGCCUUGUGCCCCCCGGUGGCAUCGACAUCGAAGGUCAUUACAUCCCCGAGGGUACAGUCCUUAGCGUGCCUGCGUACGCGAUUCAGCAUGACCCCCGUUGGUGGGGCGAGGAUUGCGACACGUACCGCCCCGAACGCUGGCUCGACACGACCGACAAGUACAACAAGAGCGCGUAUCUGCCUUUCAGUUACGGCUCGCGUGGAUGCCCCGGCAAGGGCCUCGCGAUGGUCGAGGCUCGCCUUGCCGUUGCUCAGCUCGCCACCCGCUUCGAGUUUUCCUUCCCCUCAUCCUUCAACCAGAGCAAGUUUGAGGCCGGCGUGCGCGACCACUUUACGAUUCAGAACCCUGCGCUGCCACUUGUUCCAACUCCGUCUCCGGUCAAGCAGGCGGCGUGA
Cutaneotrichosporon cavernicola is the source of this 1734-nucleotide messenger RNA. RefSeq lists its product as uncharacterized. The record is from RefSeq and is a predicted model, not a curated record. Lineage: Eukaryota; Fungi; Basidiomycota; Tremellomycetes; Trichosporonales; Trichosporonaceae. The coding region runs from base 1 to 1734 and encodes 577 amino acids. Gene Ontology annotation, molecular function: heme binding; oxidoreductase activity, acting on paired donors, with incorporation or reduction of molecular oxygen; monooxygenase activity. The transcript has 2 exons.